AUGAUCGUCUUUAGAUGCCUCUACUUCCAAAUAACCAUAGCCUUACUCUUGAUAACACAAACCACCUCCACUAAGGCGGACAGCUGCAUCACGAGUGAGAGGUCCGCCCUUCUCCACUUCAAAGCAGGCCUCUCGGACCCUGCAAACGUCCUUUCGUCAUGGGAGGGCCACGACUGCUGCCGGUGGAAGGGCGUCGGCUGCAGCAACAGAACCGGCCAUGUUGUGAAGCUCGACCUCCAGGGGCCUCCUGGGUUUGUCAAAACCAUGCUAGGAGGCAACAUAAGCUCCUCGUUGCUCGGUCUGCAACAUCUGCGGUAUCUAGACCUCAGCCGCAACUGGUUUAGCGGCCUACAGGUACCGGACUUCCUGUCUUCUCUCCACAGCUUGAGAUAUCUAAGCUUGUUGGGCUCGGACUUCGCGGGAAGAAUACCGUCCCAGCUGGGUAAUCUCACCAACUUACGUUACUUGAGUCUUGGCUAUAAUCAUGGCGCAUACUUCACGGAUAUCGCCUGGUUGCCGAGGUUAUCUUCCCUUGAACACCUAGAUAUGAGCGAUAUAAAUCUCGGCAACCUUACAAACUUGUUUCCGGACCUGAAUAGUCUUGUUUCCCUUAAAGUUCUUCUUAUUUCUGGUUGCGGACUUCAAAACAGCCCUGAUUAUCAUGUGCAUUCAAAUCUGUCAUCUCUUGAAAUUCUGGACAUUUCGUCCAACGAGUUCCGCAAGCCUAUCAAACCCAACUGGUUUUGGGAUUUGACCAGCCUUAAGCAACUUGAUAUCUCUUAUAAUCAGUUCAGUGGCAUGUUCCCUGACGAGAUUGGGAAUAUGACCUCCAUGAGAAGCCUUGAUUUAUCACAAAACAACCUAGUGGGCAUGAUACCAUCAAACUUGAAGAACCUAUGUAGCUUGGAACAGUUGAAAGCAUCUGGGAACAACAUCAGCGGGAGCAUAUCAGAAAUCUUUCAGCUUUUGCCUAGUUGUUCUUGGAAUAGAUUAUCAUGGUUGUCUUUGUCUAACAGUAGUUUGACAGGAAGCAUACCAACAAAGCUAGGACCAUUAAGAAAUCUGGUCGUGCUUGAUCUCAGUGAGAACCAUCUCAUAGGUCAUUUGCCCCUGUGGAUCGGAGGUCUCACGAAGUUAAAGGACCUGAACCUGCAACAAAACAAUCUGGAUGGCGUCAUUCAUGAAGGUCAUUUAUCAGGAUUAGCAAGCUUGGAGACGAUGUGGUUGUAUGAUAAUUCUAUUGCCAUCGCACCGAAUUCAACUUGGGUUCCUCCUUCCAGUUUAACAGAUAUUGUAAUCAGAUCAUGCUUUUUAGGGCCUGAGUUUCCGUUGUGGCUUAGAUGGCCAAUGCAUCUAUAUCGUCUUGAUAUUUCAAACACAAGCAUAUCUGACAUAGUGCCAGAUUCGUUUUGGAUAACAGCUUCCUCGGUGGACUCGCUAAUGAUGGGACAUAACCAACUCAGUGGCUAUCUACCAUCCACAAUGGAGUUUAUGACAUCAUUUAAGAUGGAUCUUAGUUCUAACAAUUUUAGUGGUCCAAUACCCAAGCUACCUGUUAAUCUAACCGACUUGGAUCUUAGUGGAAACAAAUUUUCUAGCCUGCCAUUUGACUUCGGAGCGCCAAGACUUGCAACACUACAUCUGCCUGACAACUCAAUCUCUGGCACCAUUCCUUCAAGCUUGUGCAAACUGGAAUCAUUGAUGAUUUUAGAUCUAUCAAGAAAUAAGCUCACUGGGUCAAUUCCUGAUUGCCUAGUCAAUCAAUCAACAACAAAGACGACAAGUCUGAGUAUUACUCAUCUCAGCUUGACCAACAACAAGUUGUCAGGCGAUUUCCCUUCAUUUCUCCAAAGCUGCAAGCAACUCAUAUUUCUUGACCUUGCAUAUAAUCAAUUCUCUGGGACUCUGCCAUCGUGGAUUGGAGAGAAGCUAUCAUCUUUGGUAUUCUUGCGGUUAAGAUCUAAUAUGUUCUAUGGUCACAUUCCGGUGGAGCUUACUAUGCUAACUAAUCUUCAGUUUCUGGACCUUUCCUACAACAAUAUAUCAGGACACAUACCGAAAUCUAUUGUUAACUACACAGGGAUGAUUCGAAUGAGAGAUCCAGGUAGUGCACUCACCUUUGUGUUGGCUUAUAUGCAUUAUGACCCUGCUCAUUAUGGUGAGAAUUUUACAGUAGUCACAAAGGGCCAAGAGCGUUUGUAUACAGGAGAAAUUGUGUACAUGGUAAAUCUUGAUUUAUCCUGUAAUAGUAUUACCGGAGAUAUUCCUGAAGAGAUCGGUACUCUUGUGGCUCUAAAGAGUCUGAACUUAUCAUGGAAUGACUUCAGUUCAAAAAUUCCGGACAAGAUUGGCUCGUUAGUGCAAGUGGAGUCUCUUGACCUAUCACAUAAUGAGUUGUCUGGUAGAAUUCCUACAAGCUUAUCAGCUCUCACAUCACUGAGUCACUUGAACCUGUCCUACAACAAUCUGACAGGCGGGAUACCAUCUGGAAAUCAACUACAAGCACUCGAUGACCAGGAAUUUAUUUAUGUUGGCAAUCCGGGUCUAUGUGGUCCCAUGAUCUCUAAGAAAUGCCUUGGGACCGAGUUGAUUCCAGCUACUUUAGAGCAUCAUGAAGAUGUCAACGAUACGGUUUCAUUUCUCAUUGCCAUGGGUUCUGGAUGUGUAAUGGGCCUCUGGGUGGUCUUCUGCACCUUCCUAUUCAAGAGAAAAUGGAGAAUUUGCUGGUUCUCGUUCUGUGACAGCUUGUAUGACCGAGUUUAUGUGCAAGUGGCUGUUGGCUGGGUUUCCCGGACAAGACACAACACAGUGGGUAGGAGUUGAUAUCAACACCAUUGUUUGUUUGACAUCACUGCUUCUUGGU
Molecule: messenger RNA, 2863 nt
Organism: Lolium perenne
Lineage: Eukaryota; Viridiplantae; Streptophyta; Magnoliopsida; Poales; Poaceae
Product: receptor-like protein EIX2
Molecular function (GO): protein binding
Source: RefSeq, a predicted model, not a curated record